AUGGGGGCAUCUCAAAGUAACACGAACUUCAUGAAAAUCUACAACAAUAAAGAAUUCUCAGAUGUUAUCGCCACCGUAGGCACACCAAGCAAAGGAAAGAAGUCGUACCAUCUUCACCAAGCCAUCAUCCGCACAUUCUCAGAGCCUUUGGACACCAAAUGCAGAGCCGCGCCUAUUGAGAUGGGCCGCAAAAGAAUCACUAUCGAUUCCUGGGAUCAUACCAUCAUGGACAUUGUCUUCCGUUGGAUGUAUGGCCAAAAUGAUUUGUCAGGACAACAGCUAGAUCUUUCAGGCGUUACGAUAUUGAUAAAAGUUGCCCAGGAGCUGGAAGUGGAGGGUCUGAGACAAGCAGCCUUGAAAAACGCCGUCAAUAUUGCAACUUCUUCCAUUCCCACAAUGCAUUGUACCGACGAACACUGGGCUACCUAUUGGAAUACAGCUGAAACAGUGUGUGGUUUGACGAAUAUGAAAAACUUUGAGGACAUCGAUAUAUUGUUUGAACUUAUGGAGAAACUACCUAUUGAUAAAAUCCAGUUGUAUGGGGCGAGAUUCAAGCGACUGGAGGAAUCUGAUAUAGAACGUUUGAUGUUCCUUGUCUCGGCAGCUUUCGGAAAAAUUGUUGAAAAAACUCUAUGCAUGAAUUGCCAAAAGCUAUCCGUAGGAGAAGUCACACGUUCUGACUCUAGCCGCUGCUCAUGCUGCUCAACACCCUUACCGGCAUCAAAAUGA
Molecule: messenger RNA, 729 nt
Organism: Orbilia oligospora ATCC 24927
Lineage: Eukaryota; Fungi; Ascomycota; Orbiliomycetes; Orbiliales; Orbiliaceae
Exons: 2
Coding region: 1-729 (242 amino acids)
Source: RefSeq, a predicted model, not a curated record